Molecule: messenger RNA, 8501 nt
Organism: Pungitius pungitius (ninespine stickleback)
Lineage: Eukaryota; Metazoa; Chordata; Actinopteri; Perciformes; Gasterosteidae
Gene: dlg5a
Product: discs, large homolog 5a (Drosophila)
Exons: 34
Coding region: 485-6631 (2048 amino acids)
Biological process (GO): negative regulation of hippo signaling; regulation of apoptotic process
Cellular component (GO): plasma membrane
Molecular function (GO): protein binding
Source: RefSeq, a predicted model, not a curated record
CGUUGAUUGACAGCGGGCAGCAGCUGCUGAGUUUGCUCAGACAUGGCGGAGGAUACAGUGUAACCGGGGGAAAUCAUCGGCGGAGUUACGUGAGUUUUCCACCGGCGGUCGAGUCGUCCGGGGGCCGCUUUAAAUGACACGCGCGGGGGAGGAAAACGUGUUCGGCCGAAGCGCGACGCGAGAGGAAGCGAACGACGACCCGAGCCGCCUGACGCGAGUGAAAUGGGAAAACGUAUCUCCCGUUUAGUGCAGUCAACAGCCUCGGGCAACAAAUAUGGCUUCUUGUGCCUUUUUUCAAUACGCUAUAAAAAUUGAUCUCCCGUGCAACCUGAAGCCGUGGUGGCUCCGGAGUUGAGUCGCUCGGUACUUUUUUGUUCGGCGAGGACAUCUUCUCUUCCCCCCCCCCCCCCUCCUCCCAAAAAAAACCCCUACUUGGCCAGUGCGCGUUAGCUGGGGAAGCUACGGAACUAAACAGCGGAUAGCCAUGGAGCCCAAGCACAAAGAGUUGCUAGACCAGUGCCACCAGAACUUACUGGAGUCCAUAACCGACGCGGACCGGGUGAUCGAGCUGCUGAUCGUCUCCGGCACCUUGAGCCAACUCGACCGGUUCGAACUGGACCAGAACUGCUCGUCCAGCGCCGAGAAAGUCGACCACCUUUUGAAGAUGCUGAUGAGCAAGGAGAGCGACCAUUUCCUCGACCUGUGUGUGGCCCUGGAGAAGGCACACCCCGACCUGUGCGCUGCCCUGUUCGGCAACGGCGGCGGACCCGUGGACCACUCCACCGGUUCCACGUACAGCGUCCUCUCCACCAUGCCUUCGGACUCAGAAAGCAGCAGCUCCCUCAGUAGCGUCGGUUCGCCCGUUAACGGGGAAGCAUCCUCCCCGCCCCCUGCCAUCAUCGACAACCGGCCAGCCGGCGACCACCUGGACACCAUCUUGUUCCAGCUCCGCCAGGUGACCAGGGAGCGAGAUGAGCUUCGUAAGCGGCUCGCGUUGGCAUCGCCCGGGACCACCUUCGACGACUGCAGGCCAAAUUCCAAAGCCAGUCAUGACUAUGAGCGUCUGAAAAGUCAGUGCAUGAGAGCCAUGGCAGAUCUGCAGUCUCUCCAGAACCAGCACACCAAAACAUUAAAGAGGUGCGAGGAAGCUGUGAAAGAGGCCGACUUCUACCACAUGUUGCACAGCCGCGUCCUGGGUGAACAAACGCAGCUGAAAGAGGAGAUGGAGAACUUCAGGAGGGACAAUGGCCAACUGGUCAGAGAGCACAACCACCUGAAACAGAACUGCGAGGAGCUUACGCGACUGCACAGUCAAGACCAGAAAGAGUUGGCAGACCUCCAGCUGCAGCAACAGCAGGUAAUGAGAGAGAAGGGCUCGUCCGAGGUGUUAAACAAACUGUAUGACACAGCCGUGGACAAGCUGGAGGGUGUAAAGAAGGAGUACGAUGCCCUGAGCAAGCGCUACAGCGAGAAGGUGGCCAACCACAACACAGACCUGAGUCGCCUGGAGCAGGCCGAGGAGGAGAACCGGAGGCUGCAGAAACAGUUGGACGCGCUGCUCAAACAGCGGGACUCGGCCAUGCACUACCAGCAACAGUACUCUACCUCAAUAAGGAGGUUUGACUCGGUGCAGCAGGAGCUGAACAAGUCCUCCGCCCAGAACAAGGAGUUGCAGCGAGAGAUGGAGCGCCUGCAGUCAGAGGUGACUCGCUACAAGACCUCGCAGCUCAAGUCGGCCAAGGACUGCGAGAAGUUUAAAGAGGAGAGGGACUCUGUGUUCAGCGAGUACCGUCUCAUCAUGAGCGAGAGGGACCAGGUGAUCAAGGAGGUGGACAAGUUGCAGACGGAACUGGAGGCGGCCGAGGCCCGACUGAAAAACACCUCUUCGGAGAGAGUGGUGGCCAGUGAGGAGUUGGAGGCACUCCGACAGGAGUUGAACUCGUCCCUGGUGGACCGCGACAGGGCCAUCUGCGAGAGGAACGAGCUGCUGGAGAAGUACUGCCACGAGGUAAAGGACAAGGCCGAGGCUCAGAAAGAGCUGAGCCAGGCCUGCAAGGACAUCGAGAUGGUCCGGGAGGAGAGGGACGUGGCUCGCAAGGAGAGGACCGAGGCCAUCGUCCAAAGGGAUCAGUUGCUCCGAGAGUACUACCAGGCCAGACAGAAACAAGACUCUGCCACCCUGGACAUGGAACGAGCCAAUAAGGAGAUCGAGAUGCUGAGGAAACAGUACGAGGCAAUGUCGCAGGAACUAAGGGAAUCCACCCAGGAGGCUGAGGUGGCCAAAUGUCGACGGGACUGGGCCUUUCAGGAGAGGGACAAGAUCGUGGCGGAGAGGGAGAGCAUCAGGACUCUGUGUGAUAACUUGCGGCGAGAGAGGGACCGGGCAGUCAGCGAUCUGGCCGAUGCCCUGCGGAAUCUGGACGACACGAGGAAACAGAAGAACGACUCGCUGCGAGAGCUCAAAGAACUCAAGGAGAAGAUGGAGAGCCAGCUAGAAAAGGAGGCCCGGUUCUGUCAGCUAAUGGCCCACAGCUCUCACGACUCUGCCAUCGACACGGAUUCCCUGGAGUGGGAGACGGAGGUGGUGGAGUUUGAGAAAGACAGGGACGACAUGGAUUUGAAGGCACUUGGGUUUGAUAUCGCUGAGGGCGUAAACGAUCCGUACUUACCAGGAGAUUUUGGAAUAUUUGUUACGAGGGUGGACAAAGGAAGCAUCGCAGACGGCAGGCUAAGAGUGAAUGAUUGGCUGUUGAAGAUCAACGACGUGGACUUGACCAACAAGGACAGGAAGCAGGUAGUGAAGGCGGUCCUUAACGGCGGCGGCUUGAUCAACAUGGUGGUGCGAAGGAGGAAGUCUCUCGGAGGGAGGCUCGUCACUCCCAUCCACAUCAACCUCGUGGGACACAAAGACAGUGGUAUUGGUCUGGAGAGCGGUGUGUUUGUCACUGCACUUGUCCAGGGGAGUCCAGCCGCCCGGGAAGGCUCUCUCACAGUUGGAGACAGGCUGAUGGCUAUAAACGGCAUUGCUCUGGAUAACAAAUCUGUGACAGAGUGUGAGUCUCUGCUGAGGAGUUGCAGGGACUCUCUUAGCCUCUCUCUCAUGAAGUUCUUUCCUCACAGCACAUCGGGCCAGAACAUCUUCGAAAGUCUGCGUGAGUCAUCGGAGAAGUCCAAUGGGCGCAUUCACCUGUCUGAGAUUCACUCUCGCAACAGCCGCAACCUCAAACACAACAGCUCGACGCAGACGGACAUCUUCUGCCAGGAUGUCGGGAGCACCAGCACAAGUAGCAUCUCUGGGGAGAGGAGGAAGGCUCGGGGCGAAUCCGGUGAGGUGUACAACGACGUCGGCAAGCCGUUCUCCACGGGCUCCCUCCAUGCCACUAGCCUCCGGCCAGCCUCUGAAUUGGGCACUGGCCGCUAUGGGCCCAGUGCUUUCCAAGAGUGUCGUACCUACAUGAAGGCGCCGUCCUCCUUGCCCUUUGACCCCGUGUCGGCCUCGGACUGCAUCACGAUGGAGACGAGCCUGGAGAAGAAGCACAGUGGGGGCACGUGGCCCAAGAUGAUGGUGGGAGGUAUGUCUGUUGCACCAGAUAGCGGCAGUCCGGUCACGGCAGCGGCCCAGCUCUCCAUCUACAAGUCCCCCAAGCAGAGGAAGUCCAUCUUCGACCCGGACACGUUUAAACGACCGGAAACCCCUUCCUCUAUGAUUGAGUAUAUGGCAGCCAAUCAAAUUGCAGCAGCAGCUUCCCACUCCCCGCAGCCUCUGAAGGCAGAGUCCCUUUCCUCCUCCUCCACCCCUACCCCUCCAACCCCACCCACUCGCAGUGACUCCUUCAAGUUCAAACACAAACAUCAAAGCAGCUCCGCCUCUGACUGCACGAUCACCUCGGACGGCAAAGGAGAGGCCGCCAUCGCCGCGGCAGCGGGAGAGAGCCGCGAGAGGAGCGAGCGAGAGAGAGACCGGAAUGGAAACCACUAUUUUCUGGACGGCAAGGUCCUGACCUCGAGGAAGUCGUGUGACGAGGACAUCGGGCGAAGCAGAGGGGAGGAGCCGGAGGUGAAGAGGCCGCGCCCUAAAUCUGCCCCGGCCCUUCGACGUAGGAUGACCCCGCAGACGAUAACUCUUCCCUCCUUCCAGAGCUACUCCAACAAUGAGCAUUCGCCAGAGCCCAGGGACAUGCUGCGUUCCUCCCCCAGCCGCUCCCACAGGCACAGCGUUGGCUUUGUUCCCACAGUCUACAACGGCACCCUACCUCCUAAUUCAGCCCACCGGGGUCUGUCUCCGUGCUCCGCCGUGACGGCCGUGAUGAGAAAUCCGGUGUACACGGUGCGCAGUCACCGCGUACACACCAGCAACUGUCAAUCCGGCACCUCCCAGAUAUGUCACCAGCACACCCACACCAGCCCGCAACACCAGGGUCGUCUGAGCCUGGACCUGAGCCAGCAGAAACGCCAGACCGACUUCCCUGAAUCAUCAUCGUCGUCACGCAGCAGCAGAGCGUCACACGGUACAAACUCACUGCCCUCCAGCGCACGACUCGGUUCCUCCAAUAAUGUCCAGUAUCGCACAGAGCGGAUCAAACUCCCUUCCACUCCCCGCUACCCUCGCUCCAUGCUGGGGUCAGACCGAGGCUCCCUCUCGCACUCUGAGUGCAGCAGCCCCAGUCUCAUCACACCUCCGCAAUCGCCUCUCAAUCUGGAGACUUCGUCGUUCGCCAGCAGCCAAUCACAAGGCUCCAUUUCCACUUUACCGCGGAUCUCAGUCAGCCCUUUGCCGAUAGGCGAGCGCAGGAAAGACAGAUCUCUUUACCGUAACCGAUCUUUUCUAAGGAUUCCUCUGGCUGCAAGGCCGAGGUUCUCCUCUCUCAGGAGCCUCAGGCCGUACUUGGAGGAGCCUCGUAAUGUAAUUGUGCUCAAAGGCCCGGAGCCUCUGGGAAUCUCCAUCGUCAGCGGGGAGAACGGAGGGAUCUUUGUCUCCAAAGUUACUAGUGGUAGCAUCGCCCAUCAGGCAGGGUUGGAGUACGGAGACCAAUUACUGGAGUUCAACGGCAUCAACUUGCGGAACGCGACGGAGCAGCAAGCUCGUCUGAUCAUCGGCCAGCAGUGUGACACCAUCACCAUUAUGGCCCAGUACAACCCACACAUGUACCAGCUGGGCAACCACUCCCGCUCAAGCUCCCGUCUGGAGCCAGUCAGCACUCAGGCGACUCCCCAGGGGAGCGGAGCGGCCACCCCCGACAAUCACUCCACCAUCGACACACUCAGCGAACAGGACGAGGGCACGCUCACUCCUUCCUCCAAGCAGACCACACCAACCACCAGUCCCCAUAACUUCAUCAGAAUGCCGUCUGGGGGGAGCAGGGUGGUGGGCGAGCCGCGGCUUGUGACGGUGCGCAGGCCUGGCGUGGAGGUGGGAGUCACACUCUGCGGCGGGAACCUGCGGGGCGUCUACAUAGAGAGCCUGGACGAGGACAGUCCGGCCCGAGGUCCUGACGGUCUGCUUCCUGGGGACCUCAUUCAGGAGUACAACUCGGUGAAUAUGAAGAAUAAGACCGCAGAGGAGGUGUACGUGGAGAUGCUGAAGCCCGCAGAGGCGGUCACGUUUAAGGUUCAGCAUCGGCCAGAUGACUUCAGCACCCUUAAGGAUGUUCCAGGAGAUGGCUUUUAUAUUCGAGCACUUUACGACCGCGUGGGGGAGGCCGAGGGGGACCUCAGUUUUAAGAAGGACGACAUCCUGUACGUGGAUGAGUCUUUGCCGAAGGGCAGCUUUGGGACGUGGAUUGCCUGGCAGCUAGAUGAGAACGCCCAGCAGAUCCAGAGGGGGCAGAUCCCCAGCAAGUACAUGAUGGACCAAGAGUUUUACCGCAGACACAGCGUGACCGAAAUGAAGGAAGACUCCGGUAAGACUCUCUCUGCGGCGGCCCGCCGAUCCUUCUUCAGGAGGAAACAGAAACACAAACGCAGCAGCUCCAAAGACAGCAAAGAAAUGGUGGCUCUGGACGCCAUCAGCACAGACUCCAUCCCUUUCCUGGAUGACUGUGUGAGCCUGGCAUACCAGCGGGUCCAGAAGGUGGAGUGCGCCUCGCCCCGACCGGUCCUCGUCAUCGGGCCGCUCACUGACGCUGUCAAGGAGAUGCUGGUCAAAGAGUCUCCUGGGAAGUUCUGCAGAUGUGUACUGGAGGUGAUGAAGGCAUCCCAGCAAGCCAUCGAGCGGGGCGUCAAGGACUGCCUCUUCAUUGACUACAAGCGCAGGAGUGGCCAUUUUGACGUGACCACUGUUGCUUCUAUAAAGGAAAUAACUGAUAAGGGCUGUCACUGUUUGCUCGACAUUGCACCGCACGCCAUUGAAAGGCUCCACAGCGUUCACAUUUAUCCAAUUGUUGUCUUCGUUCGCUACAAAAACGCCAAGCAGAUAAAGGAGCAGAAAGAUCCGGUUUAUCUGCGGGACAAAGUAUCUCAAAAACAUUCCAAGGAGCAAUUUGAAAGUGCACAGAAGAUAGAGCAAGAGUACAGCAAGUUCUUCACAGGUAUUGUGCAAGGCGGCGCCCUCCCUUACAUUUGCACUCAAAUCAUCACUAUUGUUGAUCAAGAACAAAGUAAAGUCCUGUGGACUCCCCUCGGCUGCCCCUAGAAGAGACCAGCUGCCACUACAGCAAGCCGUGGCUUUCAUCUCCAUUCCCCAAAACGCUAAUCAACCCUUUCACACUAUACCCAUAGGUUUACUACAGUGAGCUAGUUAUGUAAGUUAUUGACAUUCUUUUCGUCUUUGUCUUGAUUUAUAGUGUGUGCUCCGCAGCGGGUCAGUAGCACUCUCGAUGUUUAAAGUUCAGUCGGUCUUCCUUAAGAGUUUCUGGUGGUGUAUUUGUAAUGCUGCAUUAUAAGCGUCCGUUUACAGUCAGAACACGAGUCUGACUAUUGGUGUUCAAUAUUUGCUUGAAUGUGUCUCCCCCCCCCCCCUCCCCCCAUGUGUACACAAACCUAAACACUAAUGAAGUUCAGCCAUCCCCCAAACCCUCCCAUGUACCAAAUUACACUCAUGGUUUCCCUACAAUUAUGCACCCAUUUUGACGACGACUGACAACUAAUUGUGUGUGUGUGUGUGUGUGUUUGAGAGAGAACGGGGGCGAGUGAGAAAACGUUGAGACUGUUGUUCGCAAUUGUAAUGACAAUUUAAUUUGAAUCGUGGUCGUUUGCUAGAAACGAUUCGACGCCUCGUGGCAUGAAACCUCCUGAAGGACGUAGCCGCGGUUUCAUCGGCACUCGCUCUGUGCGUCGUGUCUCUAUAGCAGCCGACAGUUUAUGGGCCUUUUUUGGAAGUGCCUUUGGAGAACAACGCUGAUCUGAAACCAGCCCCCGCUCACGUAGCCCCCCCGAACGCCGAGAGGAUUCUUUUCUCCUCCGGAUUUAACGCGUCACAUCGUCCACGGCAGACAAAGUGACGGGUAGGGGCUGAUUUGAGAGCAGCAUUGCGUGGAGCGCGGGACGAUGGCGUUGGUUUUGAGGCGCGGGCCAAAGCGGCGGCCAACGGGUGAACUCCUCAGAAUGCACUCCAGGGCUAGACGGACCACUGUGUAACUAUCAUUCUAUCUCUUUAACAUAUAUUUAACAACUAUAUAUAGUAUAACAUACAGUAUGCAGAUACAUCCGGAAAAAAUAAACAUAUAUAUAUAUAUAUUACAUGUAUUUUUACUAGGUCAUACGCCUAGGAACGUCGGGCGGUCAAGUCAUGUCUUAGCAGGUAUUAGCAUGUUUUUUUUAAAGAAUUUAUUUUUGUUUAUUGUGGUUGGUUAUCAGUCACUUAUUGCCGUACUCAUUUAAAGAGACACUAUGAAGCAAAAUGUGCAGAUUAAAAUCUUGAAUGAUUUUCCUCUGUUAAAUGUUAGUGAUUUUUCAUUGUUAUUUAAUUGUAUUUUUUAUUCAGAAGGAAAAAAGAUAUUUACCAAUAUUCUUCCCUUCCUCAAAAAACCCAUAUUCUGUAUCUUAUUGUGCCAAAAUCCACUAAGGCAACUUUAUCCAUAUUAUUUCUGUUUUGCACUUGUUUAUCUGUUAACCUUAAACAUGUAACUGUUCCUAGGUUUCCAGUAGACUAUCAAUAGGUACUAUGAUUUCUUUAACUAAUCCAUGUUUUUUUUAUAUUUUGUCACAUCAGUUCCUUACAUUUCAUUGACUGCCUUCUAUUCUUAAAUUGAAAAAUAAAAAAGGAUCUCUUAUUUGAAUUAUUAAAAAGGGAUCCAUUCUUGCACAGUUUUUCAAAGGAAAAUUGGUCCACAAGUUUGACUAUUGGGCUGAAGAGUAAGCAGAAGCCAACGGUAAUAUUACUAUUUUUCUGAGCAGAUAGCAUAUGGUAACGCGAGAGGAUACAACGGGAAAUUGUUGUAUUUUUUAGAAAAAGUCUACUGUAGAUGCCAGGUACUGAUGAACUUUUCUUUUUAUUAAAAAGAAUGUGAUUUGUAUGUUGAGACAUUAACGUGAGAAUAAAACUCAUUCUCUGUAUCACACUA